Ictalurus punctatus (channel catfish) is the source of this 2367-nucleotide messenger RNA. It is a transcript of the gene cdr2b, whose product is annotated as cerebellar degeneration-related protein 2b. NCBI's taxonomy places the organism in Eukaryota, Metazoa, Chordata, Actinopteri, Siluriformes, Ictaluridae. The record is from RefSeq and is marked provisional.
AGAGCGAGAGAGAGAACUCCAACAUCCUGUGUUAAGAGUGAACAUAGCGUGACCAAGAAGCUUACAGACGUGAUAGCAGAGGAGGAGUUCGAGAUUAAAGAGGAAGAACUGUGGUAUGACCACCGAGAUCUGGAGAAUGAUCUUCAUUUGGCCGCUGAGCUGGGCAAAAAUCUCCUGGAGAGGAAUCAUGAAUUGGAGGAAAGACUUCAGGAGACUACACCACCAACCAAGAGCAGCUACAGGAAAUCGAGCAUCUAUCUAAGCAGGUGGAAAUGCUGGUCAGUGAAUGAUCAGCACGCGAAAGUCUAUGAGCAACUAGAUGCGACUGCACGAGACUUGGAACAGAGCAACCGAAGACUCGCCCUGGAAAACCGCUCAGCCCAGCUUAAGAUCGAGGGGCUUACAGAGUCCAUAAACGGCUUGCAGGGUCAGGUGGAGGAGUUGCAGAGGGAGAUCAAGAAGAUGACACCAGAUCUUCUGGAGCCAGAGACGCCAGCCAUCAGCCAAUCAGACCAGUACACACCCAAUGAGCAUGCCGUAUCUGCGAACACUCCCUCUCUAGAGGAAGAUGAAUGGGAAGAGGAUGAGCGCACAGCCCUUUUGCACUCAGUGCUCACUGCAGGCCCAGCUGAAUUUAGAGCGGACCCUAAGAGAGAUGCUGAGCAGGACCGAGCUCUGGCCCGAGAGAUGAGUGAGCUGGAGCCACGUGUGACUCUGCUGGAAGGCUAUAAGGCUCGCCUGUCUGAGGUGGAGGUUGAAGUCGAGGAACUACGGCAGCUGUUGCGUUCCAAUUCGGUCUCACGCAUGCUUCCAGGCACUCUUUUCUUCCCUUCAGAGGAGGAAGUGAGUGAGAUGUGGGAGACAAGCCAAGUACUGAAGCGCUGCAACAACCACAGGCGGCUGCUUGAAGCUGGCAGCAAGGAUGAGGACCUGAGAAAUGGAGAACACCCUGAUGCCUACAGGGGGCAUUUAGUGACCGCGCAGAGCCACGGCGUGUCACUGCUAAAUGAGGUGGACGCUCAGUACAACGCUUUACAGAGGAAAUACAACGCCCUUCUGCGCCGCUGUGAAGUGGGUCGCGGUCACAGUGCGACAAAGCUGUGCAGACAGCCACAGUCAAUCAGUGCUCAGUCAAACAGACAUGUUCUCAGGACUGCUCAGCUGCCUGAAUACAAAACGCUCUUCAACGAGAUUUUCACUUAUAUACAGAAUAGCAAAAAGGACUUAGAGAUGAACAGGGCCAAGUCAAGUUAAAUGCAGUUCAAUACUGUGCACCUCCCAUGUUCAAGUUCGCAAGAUUUGUCCUCCAAAAAUCUCCCAGCAGGCAUCAGGUAUAAUAAGGCAGUGAGGGGAAUUAAGGGUCUGAAUUAACUGGAAUCGCAAAGGAAUAAGGAUAUUUAAAGCACAGCCAAGCUAGAGCUUCAGAUCUCACAUUUUAUUGCAGAGAUAGACCUAAUUGAGAAUUAUGAUCUCCCUUUAAGUCUUUAUGUGCUCUACGUGAUCUUUUUUGAAUCAUUUUUGCUCAUUAUUAUACAGUCAGGUCCAUAUGUAUUUGGACAGCGGCACAACGUUCGCAAUUUCGCCUCUGUACACCGCCACGAUGGAUCUGAAACGAUGCUUGAAGUGUAGACUUUCAGCUUUAAUUCAAGGGCUUUAACAAUAAUAUCGCAUGAACCGUUUAGGAAUUACAGUUGCUCCAUCUUCACCAGCUCAAAAGUAAUUGGACAAACGCAUAAUAAUAAAUAUUAGAAUGAUUUUUUUAUAUUUGGAUACAUAUGCUGGCACCCUGUCCAGGGUGUACCUCGCCUUGUGCGCGAUGCUCCCUGGGAUAGGCUCCAGGUUCGCCGCGACCCUGAAGAAGGAGUAAGCGGUAGAAGAUGGAUGGAUGGAUGGAUGGAUGGAUGCUGGCACCCUGUCCAGGGUGUACCCCGCCUUGUGCCCGAUGCUUCCUGGGAUAGGCUCCAGGUUUCCCCGUGACCCUGAAGAAGGAGUAAGCGGUAGAAGAUGGAUGGAUACAUAUGCUUUGCAGUCUGUGACUGCCUGAAGUCUGGAACCCAUGGACAUCACCAAAUGCUGACUGGACUGUAUGUACUGCUGAUGUUUUAGUGGUGCUGCCACAAAAAGGUUUAUAGAAAACAAUAGUUACUCUUUGAUUCAGGAUUUAAGAAAACCUUUGCCUGGCUUCUUCAAAGAGGUCACAAUAACUCUACCUGAGGCUCAGAUGUCAGUGGUGGUCAUUAUUUUGUAAAUUUAUCAGGUUUAUGGAAACACAAUAUAUUGAGCGUGUCUUGACAUCACACACACACACUCUUUUCUUCAUAGACAAUGUGAAACCCAGGACAAGUAAUUAAUAAAACUCUUUUAGGA